AUGCUGGUCCUGAGCGUCUUGGCAGCACGAUUUCCGAACAGCUUUGAUGAAGACGUGGUCAGCCUCACUCAAGCUGAUAGCGAUUUCAAAGGCUACGGGGGUCUUUGUUCUCCGGAGACAAAGGAAAAGUCGUUCCUGCCCGUAUCUGGUUUGCGUCCACGAGAGCAGCUGCCAAAGGGCCUGCUGGACUACGCGCUUUUCUUGCAGGUGCCGUACGGCUCAUCAGACGAGUUCGAGUUGUCAAGCGAGACUGUCAUCGAGCAAUCCUUGACGUUCCUUCCUCAGUCUCAGCAUUUGGAAACUUUUGGUCCGGACGAGAACCCGGUGGAGUUUGUCAUGAAUCAGCUGUCCUCAAUAUACCCGCCGAUCUACCAGGAGUGGUCGGACAAGUUGAGCGACACGGCCUUGGUCCGCUUUUGCCUCCACGGCCUGGGUGCACACCGUUUGGGCGUGGAGAUGCGAGAUGGAAAGAAGCUAUUCGUUGUGAAGACCAACGCUCUGUCUGGCCUUCCUGUGCGGGAAGGCUUCGAGAGAUACGGUGGUGACAUGUACUUUGACAAAGACUGGAAGCCGGUGAUGAUCAUCGAUGCAGGCCAAGGCCCGCUGCGACAAGAUGGAAUUCAAGAGAUGGUGACGACGAAGCCUGGAGAUGCAGGCUGGGAGCGAGCUAAGUUCCGAUUUCGCUCCUCCGUUUUCACUCUGGUCACCUUGGUGGAUCACCUAUACGAUGUCCAUCUCCAGAAGUCGAACCUAUUUGUCACCGCGAUGAGAGAGCAGAUGUCUUCUGACCAUCCGGUACGACGAUUCAUGACGCCGUUCAUGUACCGCACGAUCACCGUGAAUGACAACGCUUUCCACAAUCUGCUGACAAAGAACGGCAUGGCUCCGCGCUGCUUUGCGUUCACGGAAAAUGGCUUCGGGCUUGCGGUGGCAGCCGGCCCAUCCCUUUUGCUCGAUGGAACAGAAGUUCCUGCAGAUGCCGGUGGCCCGAUUCUGUUUCGCGCAGACUAUGUGGACUACCUGAAGAGUAAAGGUAUCGACACCGCUUACUGGAGACAAGUAUCCCAACUUUUCCAACUCUACUUGCGUUUCGUCCUUGCCUACUUGGAGUGCUACUAUCCCAAGAAGGAGGAUUUCGCGAAUGAUCCUGAAAUGCUGGCUGUGGUCAGACAAUACUUCUACCAGCUGGAGACGGCUGGGCCAAACACACUAAGCCAGAAAGUAGACUUCACAAUGCCGCAAUCCAGCGGCAAAAUCGACGAGAAGUACAUGUUCUAUGCCAUGUUCUUGGCCGAGAUCAUGUUCUGGGUAACCGCUGGCCAUGAGCAAGCAGGUGCAGUGGAGGUCUAUGCGCAGGAUGCAUCGUGGUGUGCCUUUCGGUGGGUUGAUGGAGCCACUGUGGGAACCAAACAGUCUGCGACCGCUACGGCCUUGCUCAUGUCGUUCACCAGUCAGCCGAUGCCGAAGCUCUUGGACGAUGAUUGGACGCAUCUGUUCCCGACUCCACCCGCGAAUUCUGGCAAAAGUCCAACUGCCGCCUUUCAGAAGUUCCAAGAAGAGCUGCGGGUCAUGGCUGACGAGUGUGAUGCCUACAAUGCUGCCUCCUCCUCGCGGCCCUUCCCAGAAAACUUCCCGAUGUACGUCAACAACCCGAGGAUCUUGGAGGUCAGCGUCAGCCUCUGA
Messenger RNA from Symbiodinium sp. CCMP2592, 1683 nucleotides. The record is from the annotation of a GenBank genome assembly. Lineage: Eukaryota; Dinophyceae; Suessiales; Symbiodiniaceae.